This is a messenger RNA of Drosophila obscura, 1377 nucleotides long. Its product is annotated as signal transducer and activator of transcription A. The transcript is spliced from 2 exons. NCBI's taxonomy places the organism in Eukaryota, Metazoa, Arthropoda, Insecta, Diptera, Drosophilidae. The record is from RefSeq and is a predicted model, not a curated record. Bases 472 to 843 code for a protein of 123 amino acids.
GAGAUAUAUUAUCAAUCAAUAUCGAGUGCAUUCAAAUUCCAAAUCGUGCCUAAUACAGCAAAAACAAAAGAAAAAGAAAAUAAGAAAUAAAAUAAAAGAAUAUAUAAAAACCAAAACCAAAAUGCAACUGCAACUGCAAUGCGGUCCCCCCCUGCCUUUACCUUUGACCCGUUAGCGACGGAAGUGCCAGUGACGUAAUACAAUACUCCAGACUCCGAGCGCGGAGGAGAGGAAUGCAAAGCGCGGCCCUUGUCGACCCCACUCGACGGACACACGGAUUCAAUUGUGUAACAAAAACAACGCAAAUUUCAGUACGACACCCCGCUCCCGAGCAAUAUGCUGAGUGCCAGGACCUGGCCCUGGCUGACAGUGCGUAGGAAAAGUAUUCACAUGACUGGCCAAGCCAUUCUGUACAUCAAGGUGUUCAAGCUGACGACAUAGACCGUUCAGAGGGGAAACGAGUGCGCCUAAAUGUCUUCCGGAAUCAAUUGUCGUGAGAUUUUCGUAUUUUUGGAAAUUUUGAUUUGGAAUCAAACGAAACAGAGAAAUCGACAAAACAGUCAGCAUAGCAACAACAAUAGCGGCGGCAGCAAAGAGACAACAACCAGCGGCGGCGGCAGCAGCAGCAGAAGCAGCAACCACAAAAAUCACUGCAACCGGAGAAGCGGCAACAACAACGCAGUGAAAGUGAUAAAGCAGCAGCAGCAGCAGCAGCAACAGCAACAGCAGAGGCAGCCACUGCCCCUGCCACUGCACGAAGCAGGAAAAAACAAAAACUCUCGUAGCAGCAGCAGCAGCACGAACAGCAACAACAACUGUCUGCAUAUUCUGCAAAAGGGUUGAACAAAUGAACAAUUAACAAAUCAUUGAUGAAUCGCUUUAAACAUUAAACAAAACAAAACAAAAACACAAGUUAAAAAAUACGCGAACAAGUGUCUUAUUAAUAAAUAGUUAAACAAAACAAACAAGCAACAAUAUAACAUUAUAUAAUAACCAGAUCCAGCAACAUCAACAAUUUAGUACCUACAGGCCUGACAACGUUAGAUCAUUAUACUAUAGUAUACAUCUAUAGCAAUAUACACCAUAUAUACAGACAUAUAUAUAUAUAUACCUAUAUACAUACCCAAAUCGAUUGGCAAGUCCCCCGCCCCCCACCCUCUCACAACCCCUCUGUCUCACAAACACCCACACACUGUGAUAGUUCUUGAUUCACACGGAAAAGCGGAAGUCGAAGGAAAUUCAUUCGUAAAGAUAUAUGGAAGCGAACAGCGGAUAGUAGACAAGAGGAAGACCAAGUGCAAUAAGAAAUUGGCUAACAAAUCAUAGCCGAAGGGCAGCUACAUACAUAUAUAUACAUAUAUGGUAUAUAUAUAUAUA